This is a messenger RNA of Cooperia oncophora, 195 nucleotides long. NCBI's taxonomy places the organism in Eukaryota, Metazoa, Nematoda, Chromadorea, Rhabditida, Trichostrongylidae. The record is from the annotation of a GenBank genome assembly.
AUGGUAACUUUGACAUUUGCUCGAGUGGUUCGUUUGAUCGAAAUAGAAUCGAAAAUCGACUUCUUAUUCAGCUAUAAAAUGGACUGGAUAGAUGAACGUCUGAAAUGGUCGCCAAACGAAUAUUGUGGAAUCACACAUAUCUACACAGAUUUCGAAGAUGUAUGGGUUCCGGAAGUCUCCAUAGUCAAUGCGUGA